Lymnaea stagnalis (great pond snail) is the source of this 852-nucleotide messenger RNA. The record is from the annotation of a GenBank genome assembly. NCBI's taxonomy places the organism in Eukaryota, Metazoa, Mollusca, Gastropoda, Lymnaeidae.
AUGCAGUUUAGUGGCAUUUCCAGUUUGAGAUGCCAUCUAAAAAAAGUGCACAACACCACUCUGGAUAAAUCAAAUCUAUCGGUUUUCUACGAGACUGAAAACACGUCUGGAGAACUGAAGGUUGAUCCUGAGAUAAUGACCCAAGCCGGGAAUUCGAACAUGUCAGAGGGCUCUGAUCCUGAAGAAGCCACCGAAAGCUCGCAGGCUAAAUGUGCCACUGUAAAGAUCAUUGGUUAUGACAGUAGGCAACUCUGUGCUGAUGAUCCCCAGCUUAUGCCGUAUUCAUGUCUUAUGUGCACCAUGCGCUACAUCAGCAAGUCGGAGCUCCACAAUCACAUGAAGACCCACGCCGAUGAGGAUGUGGAGCGUGUGGGCAUGCACAGGUGUGACGUUUGCCUGUACGUCAUGAAGAACACCCAGCAGGUCACCAAACACAUCCUUAAGUUUCACGGGGUCCCGCAGAUCUUCAUCUGUUCCAUCUGCCACCGAGAGUUCUUCCAGCUUAGCUCUGUGCACAGGCACAUGAGGUUCUUCCACAAGUGGGAGAUUAAAAUCCGCGGGGAGUCCAGCAUCCCUGUGCUGGUCAAGCCCGCCCCUUUAUCUAUACAGAAGCCAGGCUGUUCACCAAAGAUACAGUUGAAACAGAGUGCAUCUGAUCAGAUCAACCAGCGGCAGGGCAGACUGAACAGCAGUGAUGAGGAUGAGAGCAUUACUUGUAUAAGUUUAGAAGGUAGUGAUAUGGAAUCCGUUCAGAUUUUUCAGGCAGGGGGACAGAAAAUCCUGUAUCAAGUGCUUGACUCAGGCUCAUCUGAACAGCUGAGAUAUGUGGUGAUAAAUGACGAUCAAUGUGAC